CGGGGAGCGGCCGUUUAUGAUUCAAACCCCGCUCCCCUCACCCGGCAGUGCCUACUGCGGCAGUGGCACUUUCACGUCGCCUGCUUCCCCCCUCCCGCCCCGCUCCCCUUUUUUUUCUCUCUGCUUCUUUUCAAACGCCGCUCGUAGGGUACGGGAUCAAAGAUGGCGGACCGGCGGGUGCCAGGCCGAGGCUGCGCAGUGACGUCAGCGCGCCAGCUCCGCCCGAACCCGGAAGUGCGUCUCCCGCUGUGGGCUGAGCGGCUGCGGCGGGGCGUCUCUCCGGAUAGCGGGUUUCCCAGUCCCUCAGCCGCGCCUGUGGUGAGCGGCCAUGGCGGCGGCUGCCGAGCUGCAAGGGAAGUACCAGAAGCUGGCUCAGGAGUAUUCUAAGCUUCGAGCUCAGAACCAUGUACUGAAAAAGGGUGUGGUGGAUGAGCAAGCAAAUUCAGCAUCACUGAAGGAACAACUGAAAAUGAAGGACCAGUCGCUCAGAAAGCUGCAGCAGGAAAUGGACAGCCUGAGCUUUCGAAACCAACAGCUGGCAAAGAGGGUAGAGCUGCUUCAGGAUGAACUUGUCCUAAGUGAAUCUAAAGGCAAGAAGAAUAAGACCGGCGAACCCGCAUCCCAGUUAAGCCAAGAACAGAAAAACGUAUUUGAUGAAGACCUUCAGAAGAAAAUAGAAGAGAACGAGCGGCUGCAUAUUCAGUUCUUUGAGGCCAAUGAGAAACACAAUCUUUUGGAAACUGAGCUGAGAAGCAAGCUGGAGGUCUUGGAGAUGGAGGCUGCGCAGCACCAAGCCGUGGUGGAUGGCCUCACUCGGAAGUACAUGGAUACAAUAGAGAAAUUGCAAAGCGAUAAAGCCAAGUUAGAAAUCAAAUCUCAGACGCUAGAGAGAGAGGCCAAGGACUGCAGGGUUCGAACAGAAGAAUGCCAGCAGCAGUUAAAGCACCUUCAUGCGGACUUGAGCAGCAGAUUGGGGGAGUCCUUGAACAUCAUCAGUGAAAAAGUUCCUUUCAAUGAUACCAGGUCCAGCCAGUAUAAUGCUUUGAAUGUGCCAUUACACAGCAGAAGGCGGCAGUUGAAGCUGCGUGACCUUGCUGGCCAAGCGCUGGCCUUUGUUCAAGAUCUGGUGACGGCCCUUCUGAAUUUCCACACCUACACAGAACAGCGAGUCCAGAUUUUCCCUGUUGAUUCUGCCACAGAUGCAAUAUCGCCAUUAAAUCAGAAGUUUUCGCAGUACCUUCAUGAAAACGCAUCCUACAUUCGCCCCCUGGAAGAAGGAAUGCUACACUUGUUUGAGAGCAUCACUGAGGACACUGUCACAGUUCUGGAGACAACUGUGAAAUUGAAAUCCUUUUCUGAUUACUUAGCAUCUUAUGUCUGCUUUCUCAGGAAGAUUCUUCCUUAUCAAUUGAAAAGUUUGGAAGAAGAGUGUGAAUCUUCUCUUUGCACAGCUGCGUUAAGAGGCAGGAACAUGGAGCUGCAGAGAGACAUGAAGAAGCUGACUGCAGUCUUUGAGAAGUUGCACACCUACAUUAAUCUUCUUGCCUUACCUAGCACAAAUCCAGACCGUCUGCUUCGUACAAACUUCAGCUCUCUGCUCACAUACAUUGCUUCAACCCUUAAUGGAUUUCACGAUGUCAUGAAAGAUAUUUAUAAGCAUUAUAGUCAAAAAGCUGCUUUGGAGCAAGAGCUCCCCACAGCCACGCAGAAGCUCAUCAACACCAACGACUGCCUCUUAUCAUCUGUGGUGGCAUUAACAAACGGAGCCGGCAAGGUUGCUUCAUUCUUCAGCAAUAACCUAGACUGCUUCACUGCAUCGCUGAGCUAUGGGCCUAAGGGAGGAAUGGAGUUUAUCAACCCCCUCUCGGCGGAGUGCAUGCUUCAGUACAAGAAGAAAGCAGCUGCUUACAUGAGAUUGCUGAAGAAGCCAUGUUGCGAUUCAGUGCCUUAUGAAGAGGCCUUGGCCAACCGCAGAGUUCUUCUGAGUUCCACGGAGAGCAGAGAAGGCCUUGCACAGCAGGUCCAGCAGAGCUUAGAGAAGAUUACGAAACUGGAGCAGGAGAAAGAACACUGGAUGCUGGAGGCCCAGCUGGCCAAAAUUAGGUUAGAAAAAGAGAACAAAAGAGUAAGCGAUAAGCUCAGAAACUCUGUGGGCAACCAGAGGAUUGAGGCAACCCAGGAAAGCCUCUUCACACUGAAUGCAGAUGAACAGGAGAAGGAGGAUGCUGCAGAGAAGGCUUUGCGGGAACCAGUUCAAACUGCAAGUCUUGUCGGGAUGUUGAUAACCACUGAAAAUGAAGAGGCUCCAGAAGCCGACACCCGGGAAGAUUUGAUAAAGAACCACUACAUGGCAAGAAUAGUGGAGCUUACAUCUCAGUUGCAGCUGGCUGACAGCAAGUCUGUACAUUUCCACGCAGAGUGCCGGGCACUUGCAAAGCGACUUGCUCUGACUGAGAAAUCUAAAGAAUCCUCACUGGAAGAGGUGAGACAAGCUAGACAGAGCAUCACCAGGUUGCAGGAUGAGUUGACGACGACCAAGAGAAGUUAUGAGGAUCAGUUAAGCAUGAUGAGCGACCACCUCUGCAGUAUGAACGAAACAUUAUCCAAACAACGGGAGGAAAUAGAUACACUAAAGCUGGCUAGUAAGGGAAAUUCCAAGAAGAACAAAAGUCGAUAGUAUUGGUUGUCCAACUGUCUUGGAUGUUGCUGAUGCACAGAAACACGGAUGCUGAAACUGAUGUUCAGCUGGCAAAAUGCCUCUUGGACUGGACAUGGCUGCAGUGGUGGGAUUACCAGUGUUUGAUUUGGUGUUGCAUUUGGAUUUGAGACAGCACCAGAUUUCACCAGCCGGUGUAAUGCAAACUGGACUUGGCGUGUUCAGUAGAGCAGAUGGGGAAAAUAGGCACUCCAUGGAUAACUUGCAUAGGAAUGAACCAUAACUUUUUACCAUACCACUUUGUAACUGCUUUUAGUUUCCUUGUACAAACUUCCAAGAUUUUGUAUAUUUGAGUGCAUAUUGAGAUGAACAAAUCUGACACCAGUGUGGUACUUGUCUCUUUCUGCCUAAGAGGUUGUCAUUCCUACCCGUCCAUUCCUUUCUGUGAACUAAAAAGCAGAAGAAAAGCCCAGAGCUAUCAGUGUUUUUCAGUGAUGUCCACCUGUGCAGUUAUUGUAAAAAAAAAAUACUACUGAUUCCGGUCUUCUCUUCUAGACUAGCUUAGAUUGCCUUAGAGAGGCAAUCUCAGUACAUUUAUAUUGAAGCAUUCAAUGCGGCUGUGACUAUUCAUAUUAACUGUAAUGAACUAUUAAAAGUGUACAGUAGUGGUCUUUUUUUUUUUAAUCAAGUGCAGAAAGUGGGCCAAAGAAGGUGUUCUUGAAUUGUGCUGAAGGGUGAUAUUUUGUCUGUUUCUGUUUGUUACUUUUCUCAUAAGCCGGUGAUAGAGAAAUGACUGCCUACAGCUGGAGGAAGAUGUGAGAAUAACAAACAGUGCUGACAAGUGGCUUCUUGCGAAGACCUUUCAUUUCAAUAGGAGUGGGACAGUACGCAUGAUGGGCCAUCAGUAUUUCUGUUUCAAACGCAGCUUGUUGCAUUGAAGCAGGCUAAGAAAUCACUGAAUCAGCAAAGCUGUGCAGAGAGGGCCUGGUUCAAAUACUGAUGUAAACCUUCACAUGGGUCUGUGGUGCUGUUCUUUGGAAGCCUGCCUGCCUUCCCCAUCUUCAACCACAUAGUAAUUUGACCGUUUUUAAAACUUCCUUUUUUCUCUAGAGGGGUGGAGUGGAGAUGCUUUCGCACGCUCACCCAAGUUUCACAUUACAACUUCCAUGUGGCAAUGUAGGCUCUUAAUUCCUGAAAUGCAGCAAUGCCUUGCUGCUUGAAGCUUAUCUUGGCACUUUCAAAGUCUGAGCCAGUCCCUUCCUGAAGAUUGUUCUGUGUCAUUUUGGAAUCGCCCAAAUGAUGUCUUGGUGUUCUAAAAAAUUAUUCCCAUUCCAAGUUUUCUUCCUUGGGAAGAUUUUUGACACUAACCUGAGGUCUUUUCAACACAGUAUUCCAUGGGAGUUCCUCGCCAUUCACAAGAAACUCCACUACUGAAUAUUUCACAAUGAACUAUUUCUGUACCCCCGUAAGGGAUAGUAGCUGUCCUAUGUUCAAGGGUUACUUCAUUGUAUCAACCAUGUCAAUGUGUAUUACGAGCAUAGAAUAAAUAUACCGCCAAGUCAAAACUUUCGCUGUCAGACUUUUAUGUUUGUGUGCUCCUGCGUUAUAUGUGGUUUUGAGCAAAACUGCCUUUGGACAUGUCUGUGUGUCCUGACUUUUAAUGGUUUUUAAUAUUUAUAGCUGCAGUGUUUAAGAUAAUACAGUAGAACCUCUACUUAUGACCGCCUCUACUUGGGCACGAUCCAAAUCGCGACUGCGGCAAACCCAGAAGUAAAUACCGGGUUUGCCGAGAUUCAUGCACAUGCAGAAGUGGCUUCUGCCAUUUGUGUACACGCAGAAGCGGCUGCCACCGUCUGCACAUGUGCAUAACAGUGCUUCUACCAGCAACCCGUUUUGCCUAAAGGACAGGCCGCUGGAAUAGAUUAUGGUGGUAAGUAGAGGUUCCACUGUAUGACUAAGCACUGGUUAGUGGGAGAAUGGAAGACUGAAUGUUGAAAUGCAGUGUUUUCAAAAAGAUUACUGCACUCAAUGGUUAAUUUUAAACCACAUCUUUUAAAGGCAGAAUCCAGUCUCAAACCACUCAAAAGCAUAAAGGUGUUGCAUGUAAGAAAAUUCAUUAGAUUUAUUUGAUUUCAAAAGUGAUUAAAAAUACAAGCUACUGUAAGGUAAUGAUAGUUUUACAACUGACACUCCAAUUUGUGUAACUGUUCAUAUUACAUUUCUAAUUCCUCAUCUCAUCUCUGCUCAGAGAUCAAGAUAGGACAGAGCUAAAAGAAAAAAUUGGUGGAGGAGAAUUAAUGAAGAAUGCAUUAUGUGUGGAUUUAUUUAGUUUUGGAUAUAUGCUGAUCUACGUUAGAAAAGGAAGUAUAAUUGGAAUGUUUCCAGGGUCAGCUGGUGGUUUUUGAAGGGACAGACCGGAUGUUGCCAGCAGCUUCAUCUCUGGAAGGUCCUCCACCUCUCCUUGUCCAUCACUCUCCAGGUGGCACUUGUAAAAAGUACAGACCAUUUGGGCAGCAUGAUGUUAAGUCAUUAUCAGAACCUGCAAUGUUGGGACCUCUUUCAUUUCCUGUUACAUACCUGUUUCCCCCCUUUUCCAGUUCAGCUUUCAUUAUGAGUUAUGGUGUCCAAACCCUGGAACACAGCUCUUUUAAUAAUAAUAAUAAUAAUAAUAAUAAUAAUAAUAAUAAUAAUAAUAAUAAAAUUUUAUUUAUACCCCGUCCUCCCCAGUGAGAGUCGGACUCAGGGCGGCUGACAUCAACAAGAUCACAACAAAACGUAAAAGAAAGAAAAUAAAUUAAAAUGCAGAUUAAAAUACAAUCCAGAUUUAAUUUUUAUAUAUAUAAAAAAUGCAGCCUCAUUUUAAAAUGGCCCCAAUCAAAACCAUAAGGGAGGAGGGAGGAAGUGUUGCAGUU
Zootoca vivipara (common lizard) is the source of this 5568-nucleotide messenger RNA. It is a transcript of the gene PPP1R21, whose product is annotated as protein phosphatase 1 regulatory subunit 21. The record is from RefSeq and is a predicted model, not a curated record. Gene Ontology annotation, cellular component: membrane; early endosome. NCBI's taxonomy places the organism in Eukaryota, Metazoa, Chordata, Lepidosauria, Squamata, Lacertidae.